AGCCCCGCCCCUCUACGCACACCUGUCGUGCGCACCUGCACAGAGCUCUGCGUCCUGCUUCUUUUACCUCUCCUGCUCAGAAACACAGCAGCCCGCUUCUACCACCACCACACCUGUGUCUCUUCCCCCUGACAUGCUCCAGCUUCUGGCUUACCUGCAUGAUUCGGAGCUCGUGGCCCGGUUCCAGAGAGGAUGCGGACUCGUCCUUGUCGAAGCCACGAAUCACAGCCGAGGUGGAACGCGCGCUCAGACCGGAACCCCCGGAGCACGUUGGCAGGGGGACCACCAGGAUAAGAACUCAAAUUAUACACAAAAGGAGAAUGGACAUGCUGCUGUUGACAGAAGCCAGCCACAGUAUGAAGUGAAGAACUGGCUACUGCACUUCCUGUUCCUGUUGUCUGCAGGCCUGGGGCAUGAAAUCUUCUACAUCACCUGUCUGCCCUGCAUACACUGGAGCCUGGACCCAUUCCUGUGCCGACGCCUGGUCAACAUGUGGACUGUGGUGAUGUACGUGGGCCAGGUGAUGAAAGACAUACUGAAGCUGCCUCGUCCUCGCUCUCCUCCUGUGGUCAAGCUGGAGCCAAGAGUCGAUGCUGAGUACGGUCUGCCCUCCACCCACGCCAUGGCUGCCACUGCCAUCUCAUUCACACUUCUACUAAGUGCUCCCUCCAGGCUACAGUUCCAGUUCGAGGUGGGUCUGCUGAUUGCUGUGACGCUGUCAUCCUUGGUGUGUCUGAGCCGCCUCUACACUGGCAUGCACUCAGUUUUGGAUGUGAUCUGCGGUGUUUUUAUUUCACUCACCCUCACCUUCCUCACCUACCCUUACUGGGAAACCUUGGACCGCUUCCAGCUCACCAGCCCCAUCUCCCCCGUCGUGGCGUUGUUUCUGCCCCUCCUCCUCAGCUACACCUACCCAGAGCUAGACCACUACAGCACCACCCGAGGGGACACCACCACCAUCCUCGGAGCGGGUGCCGGGUGUUCAAUCGGAUACUGGGUGAAUGUGCAGCUGGGGCAGACUUUUGAGCCCCAGGAGGGGUUACCUGUACCCCUGCCCGCCCUGACAGGAGGUGCUCUGGUACGGACCUUUGCACGCUUCCUUGUCGGAGUUGUAGCAGUAGUGGGAACUCGUCAGGUUGUAAAGACAUUGAGCCUGCGGGCGCUGUACUCGUGGUACAGCGUGCCAAAAAGUGACGACAGUGCCAGGAGGAGGAGAGAGAUUGAAGUGCCAUCGAAGUUUGUUACAUACACGUCUGUGGGACUGAUGAAUUCAAUACUGGUCAACAGAGUUUUCCUCCUGCUGGGGCUGCUAUGACCGGCUAUCAUUUAAAGAAGACUGAUGUACAGUACAGUGAUAGGAUCUUGCAAUAAUGUCAUAUUUAUUUCAUUGUGUCUCAUGAUGUUUAUAACAUUUUAACUUUCUCAUACACAGAGCUUCUGCCUGCGAUGAUUUACCAAAGUGUUCUUGUAACUGAGCCGGCUGAAAGCAAAUUAAAGACUUUGCUUCCAUAAAGGA
Notolabrus celidotus (New Zealand spotty) is the source of this 1516-nucleotide messenger RNA. RefSeq names its product sphingosine-1-phosphate phosphatase 2 (gene sgpp2). Bases 134 to 1315 code for a protein of 393 amino acids. The record is from RefSeq and is a predicted model, not a curated record. Gene Ontology annotation, biological process: sphingosine metabolic process; phospholipid dephosphorylation. The transcript has 5 exons. Lineage: Eukaryota; Metazoa; Chordata; Actinopteri; Labriformes; Labridae. Gene Ontology annotation, molecular function: sphingosine-1-phosphate phosphatase activity. Gene Ontology annotation, cellular component: endoplasmic reticulum membrane.